UCGUUUGGAAUCUUGUUAUAACUUUUUGAUAUGAAAAUAUAAUUGUGUAAAUAUGUAACAGUGAUGGCUUUGACAGUGAAUUCGUCAACUGCUCGCUCUGAGAACGUUGGUGCCAAAGUUUCUGGGGAUAUAGGUGCUAUACAAAUUACAGAAGUGAGUGACACAGAAUCGGACACUGAGCAAGAUAAGCACGACGUAUCGAAGACUGUAAGUGUGCCCGAUUUACCAAAUAAUUUAAUACAAAAGUCUGAAGUGCCCGUAUUCGGGAGCGUAGCCAUAACUAAUUCGGACAACGUCCAGUUUGGUAACAACACAUACUUCAAUGGGCCAGUAACUAUCAAGCAAGUAAUAAACAAGUCUGGAGUAGACAACCCUGCGUAUAACAAAACAGAAGCCGAAGUCGCCUCGCUAACCAAACAUACUGCAAAUACAGAAAAGAGAAUACAAAUUCUCUUAUGGCAUAAGGUAACUUUCUCGGCAAUCUGUAUCUCAGUAUUCGGUGGACUUCUAGCAAUAAUAUUACUUGUACAAAAUAAUCAUGAAGAUGAUAUAAAAAUAUUAAAUUCACCAGACUACACACCCAAUGUGACAGCGUCACCAUCCAUGGUGGUGGGUUACUGUUAUGACAAUAUACAUGCCAUUAUUGUGUCAGUCAUCCUGUUUCCAUUAACAUUUUUGCUGAUUUUCUACUUGUUACUAACCAAAAAUGCGGCAGAGAAUGGGAGAAUCAUCAAGAAUGAAAUGCAUGACAACCGUGUUAUUAAAACUUGCAUGCACAAGGAAGCUGAUCCAUUGAUUAUAGCACCAGAUGUGCUUAGAAUCGUGUCAAGAACGGAGUGGCUGGCUCAGCCGGUCGAAAAAGAACUGACUAAGUUGACAUUGCCCGCACCCUGGGUCAUAAUAGCCCACACAGCCACGGAGAGCUGUUAUACCCAGAGCCAGUGUGUGCUGCGCGUGCGACUGAUACAGAGCUUUCACAUAGAGUCUCGGGGUUGGGACGACAUAGCCUACAAUUAUCUAGUCGGAGGCGACGGCUCCGUCUACUACGGUAGAGGUUGGGACUACCAAGGUGCUCACACUAAGUACUACAACAAAUUCAGCAUAGGUAUCGCUUUUGUUGGCACUUUCAAUAACGAUCAACCACCGAAACAGCAGGUGGAGGCAUGCAAAAAGAUUAUUAAACAAGGCGUCCAACUGGGAAAGAUAUCCAAAGACUACAAAUUGUUAGCGCAUAGACAACUCAUGUCUACCUUAAGUCCAGGUGAUAAAGUAAUGGAUAUUAUUAAGGAAUGGCCCCAUUUUGUUAAGAAUGAUACGGAUGUAAAAGAUUUGUUGUAAAACCUACAGAGUGGUUGAGUUGAUUAGGCUAUAGAAGACAGAUAAAUUAACAAUGAAAUUGUGUGAUAUUACACUUUUUGAUUUUUGGAUUUUUGGCGCGUGGGUCGUAAACAGCUAUAACAAAUAUCUAUAGUUAUUUUAGCUGAAAUUCGGAAGAUUAUUUGAUAAACAGAUCGUUAUGUUAAUGUCUUCUCGAUUCCCUAAGUGUGAAUAUAUUUACCGUAAGCAUACAAAACAUUGUGAAAAUAAUAUUUUUCGGAUACAUGGACAGAAAUGUACUUAGGUGUAAAAUAGAGCAGCUGCUUACAUGACAUUUACACCCGCACCAAAAUAUCUUUGUGAGACGUUGUCAAUUAUGUCAUAACGCGAUUUAUUUAUAUAAAUU
This is a messenger RNA of Aricia agestis (brown argus), 1723 nucleotides long. RefSeq names its product peptidoglycan-recognition protein LE-like. Lineage: Eukaryota; Metazoa; Arthropoda; Insecta; Lepidoptera; Lycaenidae. Gene Ontology annotation, biological process: peptidoglycan catabolic process. The transcript is spliced from 6 exons. Gene Ontology annotation, molecular function: N-acetylmuramoyl-L-alanine amidase activity; zinc ion binding. The record is from RefSeq and is a predicted model, not a curated record. The coding region runs from base 64 to 1338 and encodes 424 amino acids.